Molecule: messenger RNA, 777 nt
Organism: Impatiens glandulifera
Lineage: Eukaryota; Viridiplantae; Streptophyta; Magnoliopsida; Ericales; Balsaminaceae
Exons: 4
Coding region: 1-777 (258 amino acids)
Molecular function (GO): protein binding
Source: RefSeq, a predicted model, not a curated record
AUGCACAUACAUCCCAAUGGAAAAAGGAAAAAGGUGAAUAGGGGUUACAUCUCCCUGUAUUUGGAGUUGGUUGAUGCAUCAUCCUUCGAAUUUGGCUGGCCAAUAAACGCUGUUAUCAAGUUCUUUGUAUUGGAUCAAAACACUAACAAAUAUUCUACUACCCUAGGCCCAGAUUCUGUAAUGCUAUUUAAUCCGUUAAGCAAACUAUAUGGCAUCGAUAGAUUCAUUGAUCUUCCUACGUUUGAACUUUCUUCCAACGGAUACCUUGUUAACGACCAAUGCGUGUUUGGUACUGAGGUUCUACUUGUCAAACAAGCUCCCAAAGUGGAAAUGUUGAUUUUAAAGGAUGGAGAUUCUAUUUUUACUGGCUCCCACAUUUGGAAGAUCGAAUCUUUUUCUAGUUCUUACGAUAGAUAUGAAUCAGAAAAUUUUAAUUGUGGUGAUUUUGAAUGGUCGAUCUCCAUUCGUCCCAAAGGAAAUGUGGAUGAUAAAGAUAAUAUCAUUUAUGUCUAUUUAUGGUUGGAUGAGUCGACUCUUCCAAAAAAUUCCAAAGUCUAUGCCAAGUAUAAGAUUUGCUUAUUAAACAAGGACAAGUUGGAUAACAUCUGUGUUAAAGGUUAUGAUUUCUUUAAUGCUUCGUCUCUAUGUUGUUGUGUCCGUACUAAGUCCUUGGCGUGGAAUGAAUUUCUAGACGUGCAAAAUGGAUUUUUGGUGGAUAAUUCUUGCUCUAUUGAAGUAAAUGUUACCAUUCUUGGGGUAGUUAAUUCUACAGCUUGA